AGGCUUUCCAGUGCUGAGAACGAAGGAAGAAGACUGCGUUAGCACUUCCUGCUGGCCAGCAUGAUACCCUGGGGGCUGCUGUCCAAGGCCUGCUGGAUUUCGUUCAUCUCUCUGCUUCCAGUCUGCUCUCUGCUGUCCCCAGGUACCCAGGGGCAGGAGUUACAGCUGCGAGUCGAGCCCCAGAACCCAGUUGUGCGUGCUGGAGAGUCCCUUUUGGUAAAUUGCAGUAUAGAUUGCCCCAGCGCUGAACUCAUCUUCCUGGAGACGCCCCUACUCAAGCAGUCAGCAGGCAGUGGCCCGGGCUGGGCAGCAUUCCGUCUCAGCAAUGUGACUAAUGACACCGAGCUCCUCUGCUCUGGCUUCUGCAAUGGCUCCCAGAUGACAGGCGUCUCUAACAUUACAGUGUACCGAUUCCCGGAGCGAGUGGAGCUCGCCCCCCUGCCUCCCUGGCAGCCCGUGGGCAGGAACCUCAACCUGCGCUGCCAGGUGGCUGGUGGGGCGCCCCGGGACCGCCUCACCGUGGUGCUGCUCCGCGGGGAGGAGAAGCUGGACCAGCAACCAGUGGGAAAGGGGGAGCCUGCCGAGGUCACGGUCACGGUGCUGGCGAGCAGAGACAACCAUGGCGCCAAUUUCUCUUGCCGCACGGAACUGGACCUGCGGUCCCAAGGGCUGGGACUGUUCCACAACAGCUCGGCCCCCAGGAAGCUCCGAACAUUUGCCCUGCCCAUGACCCCCCCGCGCCUCGUUGUUCCCCGGUUCUCGGAGGUGGAAACGCCGUGGCCCGUCCACUGCACCGUGGAUGGACUGUUCCCAGCAUCGGAGGCCCAGGUCCAACUGGCGCUGGGGGACCAAAUACUGAAUGCCACAGUCGUGAGGCACGGUGACACACUCACGGCCACAGCCACAGCGAAAGCAGAGCAGGAGGGCGCCCAGGAGAUUGUCUGCAACGUAACUUUGGGGGGCGAGACCCGCGAGACCCGGGAGAACGUGACCGCCUAUAGCUUCCAGGGGCCCAACCUGACCCUGAGCGAGCCUAACGCCACGGAGGGGAUCACAGUGACUGUGGCUUGCGCGGCCGGUCCCCGAGUCCAGGUCACGCUGGACGGAGUUCCAGCCGUGGGACCGGGACAGCCUGCCCAACUUCAGCUAAACGCCACAGAGAAGGACGACUGGCGUACCUUCUUCUGCAAUGCCACCCUCGAGGUGCAAGGGGUGAUCCUGCACCGUAACGAGAGCGUCCAGUUGCGUGUCUUGUACGGCCCCAAGAUUGACCGAGCUAAAUGUCCCCAGCACUUGACGUGGAAAGAGAAGGUUAAGCAUAUCCUGCAAUGCCAGGCCCGGGGCAACCCGGACCCCAAGCUACGGUGUCUGCAUCAAGGCUCCAAUAUGUCGGUGCCCAUCGGGAUCCCAUUCCUUGUCAGAUUAAACCAUAGUGGCACCUAUGAUUGCCAAGCGGCCAGCUCACGGGGCACAGACAGUCUGACAGUGCUGAUGGACGUUCAAGGUCGGAACCCCACCGCCAUCACCAUUGUCCUGGGGGUGUUAACGAUGCUGGGCCUGGUGAUUCUCGCUGCGGCCUCAGUGUUCGUCUUUGGUGUGAAGAAGCGGCGUGACACCUACCAUGUGAGGAAAAGCAGCAGCUGGUUGCCCCUCAAGGGUAAAAAUCAAGACGAGCCUGCGGCAGAGUUAUCCUGAGCCUCAGAGUGCCGUGAUAGUGGGCAAAGACGACGGGAGUUUGGCUGUAUCCCCGAAUUCUGCACUAAUAAAGGCUUUAAAAUCCGCACACUGUGACUUGAUUCCAUCCCACUGCUUGCGCG
Hippopotamus amphibius kiboko is the source of this 1817-nucleotide messenger RNA. It is a transcript of the gene ICAM3, whose product is annotated as intercellular adhesion molecule 3. The coding region runs from base 61 to 1695 and encodes 544 amino acids. NCBI's taxonomy places the organism in Eukaryota, Metazoa, Chordata, Mammalia, Artiodactyla, Hippopotamidae. The transcript has 8 exons. Gene Ontology annotation, molecular function: integrin binding. Gene Ontology annotation, biological process: cell-cell adhesion. Gene Ontology annotation, cellular component: membrane. The record is from RefSeq and is a predicted model, not a curated record.